AUUAUAAACACGAGGCCGAUUUAUAUAUUUCCAAUUAUCUGAAUUUGUCCAGGGUGAGGAAAGCAAAUGAACGGAAUCCGUCAUUCAAAUAUAGCCUAUCUGUAGGCAAUAAAUGACUAGUGGUCAAUAAAAGUGGGGACAGGAGUGGUAAUGGUGAAUAAAAGUGGUUCCACGUUUACUUGAUUUAAUAUACGAGGGUAUGCCGCUGUGAGGAAGUCAAGUUUAUUCACGUCUCCGCUCUGCCCGAAGGCUGGUGAAUAUCUGAGCAGACCUCAGCCCGGCAGCCAGCAGCGCCUCCCCCCUCCUUCCUCCCGAACAAGCAGUAUAUUCAUGCGGAUCUCCCCGGGACCCGACAGCCGUCAGGGACCUUGGACCGCCAGCCCCACCGUCUUCCUCUACUGCCACGGGGCCACCGCCAGCUGCCAGCCCCACACCAUGCGGACUAUCUUCUUCAGCACAUGGGCGCUGCUGCUCCUCUCUUCAGUGUCUGCCCAGACCCCACAGAGGCCAUCCUUCACUUGCGGGGGCAACCUGACUGAGGAGUCCGGGCUGGUGGGCAGCCAGGGGUACCCCGGAGUCUACCCCCCCAACACCAAGUGUGUCUGGAAGAUCACGGUCCCCAUUGGUCGGGUGGUCGUCCUCUCGUUCCGCUUCAUCGACCUGGAGAGUGACAACCUGUGUCGCUAUGACUACGUGGACGUGUACAGCGGGCACGCCGGCGGCCAGAGGCUGGGCCGCUUCUGUGGGACGGCGCGGCCGGGCGCGCUGGUCUCCACGGGCAACAAGAUGAUGGUCCAGAUGAUGUCCGACGCCAACACCGCCGGGAGCGGCUUCCUGGCGGUCUACUCUGCUGCCCACCCUCACCAGAGAGGGGAGCUGUACUGCGGGGGUCUCCUUGAUAAGCCCACUGGGUCCUUCAAGACCCCCAACUGGCCGGAGAAGGACUACCCAGCGGGGGUGACCUGCUCCUGGCGCAUCGUGGCCCCCAAACACCAGAUCAUCGAGGUGAGGUUUGAGAAGUUCGACGUGGAGAGAGAUAACUACUGCCGCUACGACCACGUGUCCAUCUUCAACGGACCCGAGAUCAACGACGCUCGCAGGAUCGGGAAGUUCUGUGGAGACAGCCCGCCAUCGCCGGUGCUGUCUGAGGGGAACCAGCUGGUGAUCCAGUUCCUGUCUGACCUCAGUCUGACCGCAGACGGCUUCAUCGCCCACUACACCUUCAGGCCCAAGAAGUACAUCAGCUCCACCCUUCCCCCCGUCACCACCACCCAGCCGCCCACCACCCGGGCCAUACCUAUGAAGUACUCUGCAGCUCUAUGUCAGCCGAAGUGCAAGAAGAGAGGAAGUCUGGAGACCAACUACUGCUCCAGUAACUUUGUGCUCACAGGGACAGUGAUCACGGCGUCCGUUCGGGGGGGCAGUGUCUUCGCCACCGUCUCCAUCCUCAACCUUUAUAAGGAAGGGGGCGUGGCCAUCCAGCAGGCGGGAAAAACCAUGAGCACCAAAAUCACCAUCUUGUGUCGGAAGUGUCCUCUGGUUCGUCGAGGGAUGAGCUACCUCUUCAUGGGCCAGGCGGAUGAAGACGGACGGGGGACCAUCGGACCGCAGCACCUGGUCACCGCCUUCAAGACCCGCAACCAGAAGGAGCUGAGCGGCCUGAAGACCCAACACUGCUGAGGCCUACCGGCUCACAGCUGGAGCCCCGACCUACACCUAGAUCCCCCUCACAGCUCGGUCUGCACACCUUCUGGAGAACAAAUCAUAUAGAACCCUCAGUCUACACACCUGCUGGGGAACACAUCUUCUGGAGAACAUAUCAUAUAGAACCCUCAGUCUACACACCUGCUGGGGAACACAUCUUCGGAGAACAUAUCAUAUAGAACCCUCAGUCUACACACCUGCUGGGGAACACAUCUUCUGGAGAACAUAUCAUAUAGAACCCUCCUCGCAGCUCAGUCUACACACUUGCAUAUUCAGGUAGAACGUAUAGAUAUAUAGGUUUAGAACGUUACAUAAAAACGUGGUGAAAUCAAUUCAUUCCAAUAAUAUCCUAAGUCAGGACAGAGUGCCAUCUCUCGUUCUGUGAUAGGGACCAGGCUACUGUAGAUGUUCUGUUUAGCCCUCACACUGUUAUCCGACAGGGUAAGAUAAGAUGUGCGUCAAUAGUCCAGCGAGAGAGGAGCAGAGGGGAGACUUUAACACGACAGACCAGACGUGGGCUUCGACUUGGUUAAGGAGAGGGGGUCUCAGCGAGGCUGGAGUACUGAGGCCUCGAUGAGUGUGUGUGGAUGCGUGUGUGUUCCGUGUGGUGGCGUGAGUCAGUUUUCCAUGUCUCACACUCCCAGGAGUCUCCACAGACACAUCUGCAUCAUCAUUAUCAUCAUCAUCAUCAUCAUUCCCCUCAGCUCCUCCAGACCUGGUGAAAGCCUUACGGACGCUUUAUUUAUCUUUGAAUAUGAGAGUAAACUAUGUCAGAUGUAUUUUAGCUGGACAUGGGAGAUAUUUAUUAUGGUAACAUGUGCAAUAGAUUUUAUAUAGGAUCCUUUGGAUUAGUAAUAAACAAGGUUCUUUUGAAGCAAAAGUUUUAUUUAAUAGAUGCAAAGGUUCUCUGCCAGCCUAUUUCUAACCGUUUAAAAAGUAAAGAGAUUAAAUUAAAUAUUUUCAUAUGAAAAAGUCUGCGCUAGUUAUUUAAAGUUCAUUGUUUCCUGCCAAAUAAAAUCCUCGAAUGCCAUC
This is a messenger RNA of Gadus macrocephalus (Pacific cod), 2736 nucleotides long. It is a transcript of the gene pcolce2b, whose product is annotated as procollagen C-endopeptidase enhancer 2b. The transcript has 9 exons. The record is from RefSeq and is a predicted model, not a curated record. Lineage: Eukaryota; Metazoa; Chordata; Actinopteri; Gadiformes; Gadidae. Gene Ontology annotation, molecular function: protein binding. The coding region runs from base 331 to 1680 and encodes 449 amino acids.